GGCUACUGUGACUCAGCUUUCUACUUCUUCCCCUCCUCGCCCACAACUCGCUUCCACUCCAAGAACAACUUGCCUGCAGCUUUCUUACAUUCAGAGAUUGCAUGGAAGGGCUGACGGGCGAGCAGAUGUUGGCGUUCAAGGAGGCCUUCUCCCUCUUCGACAAGAACGGCGACGGAUGCAUAAGCUUGGAAGAGCUGGCUGCGGUGACUCGCUCUCUCGGCCUUGAGCCGACUGAACAGGAGCUCAACGACAUGAUGCGUGAAGUCGACACGGAUGGGAACGGGAUCAUAGAUUUCCAGGAGUUCCUGAACCUUAUUGCAAGGAAAAUGAAGGAUGGAGAUGGUGAUGAAGAGCUGAAGGAAGCUUUCGAGGUCCUGGACAAGGAUCAGAACGGUUUCAUCUCCCCUGUUGAGCUGAGGACAGUGAUGAUCAACCUCGGGGAGAAGAUGACAGACGAGGAGGUUGAGCAGAUGAUCAACGAGGCGGAUAUUGAUGGCGACGGGCAGGUGAACUACGAUGAAUUUGUGCUCAUGAUGAAAAAUGCCGAGCGCAAGAUAUCUGGGUGAUUGUAUAUUCGUAUGCUGCUGAUAGAUGUGAACCACCAGUUCUCAGGUAGGAUGCAUUGUCUCCACUGUAAAUUCGCCGCGGGCAUCUUGCAACUUGUAAUAUCAUUACUUUCGUUUUCUGAAACCAUUGUAAGCUUGGAUGUUUCUCUUAGAAGUUGCCUGUGAAUUAUGCGAUUAAAUUUGUCACAAAUAUAUUUAGAUGACAAUCUUUAUGUUCUUUUAGACUCAA
Molecule: messenger RNA, 795 nt
Organism: Lolium rigidum
Lineage: Eukaryota; Viridiplantae; Streptophyta; Magnoliopsida; Poales; Poaceae
Product: calmodulin-like protein 4
Exons: 4
Coding region: 102-566 (154 amino acids)
Molecular function (GO): enzyme regulator activity; calcium ion binding
Source: RefSeq, a predicted model, not a curated record